UCCUGUCGCCGUCCGUCGCUACGUUAUUUCCUGCAGAGGAUGAGCGCAGCUUUGACAGCACGUAGGAACGCGUCAAGUUUGUUCGCAGAGCCGACCGGGAGCUGAGCGCCGGAGCGUCCCGGGACCGACGCGUCCAUCCGUCAGCAUCUGGAAAUGCUUGGGAUAGCAGCCUCUGAGUCUGGUGAGUGAGGGGCUGUUCCUCCCAGAUUCGCCUUGAUCUCCACCAUGGCAGGGGAUCUCUUUAGCCCCCCGUCCCCACUGGGGGAUUCCCUGCUGGACAGUCCGCUGUGUGGAGACCUGAUGGAGGAUCUUCGUGACAUCUCCCAGUCUAUAGGAGACGAUGCACUGGGAUUUGAUUUCUCGGUGUACCACAGCACUGGCUCGGGGUCUGAAAGCUCCAUUGCACUGGACACCCUGACCCCGGCCUCCAGCCCAUCAUCGGGGGUGUGCGGAGCCACGCCAGGCCCAGAGGAAAACUUCAGCCCCCUCAACCUGGACUGCCGGGUGUGCUCAGACAAGGCCUCAGGCUUCCACUACGGCGUGCAUGCCUGCGAGGGCUGCAAGGGUUUCUUCAGGAGGACAAUCAGGCUGAAGCUGGAGUAUGAUAAGUGUGAACGCAACUGCAAAAUCCAAAAGAAGAACCGCAACAAGUGCCAGUACUGCCGAUUCCACAAGUGCCUCUCUGUGGGCAUGUCCCACAAUGCCAUCCGGUUCGGUCGGAUGCCUCAGGCGGAGAAGCUAAAGCUGAAGGCCGAAAGCAAGAUGGUGGAGAAGGAGGUGGCGAGCCCCUUGCAGGCCGACCACAAGAUUCUGGUAGGGCAGAUCCACGAAGCCUACAUGAGGAACUUCAACAUGAACAAGGCAAAGGCACGGCUCAUACUCACCGGAAAAACUAGCAAACCGCCUUUCAUCAUUCACGACAUGGAGACGUUCCAGCUGGCAGAGAGGACGUUAGCGGUCCAUAUGGUAAACGGGGACAGUCCAGAGCCGGAGAGCCGCCUUCAAGCUGGGGAGCUGGUUCCGGCCACGGGGUGUGGGGAGCUCCAGCAGAGGGAAGCCGAAGCCAGGCUCUUCCACUGCUGCCAGAGCACCUCGGUGGAGACGGUCACAGAGUUGACGGAGUUCGCCAAGGCAGUACCGGGUUUCCAGAGCCUGGAUCUGAAUGAUCAGGUGACUCUAUUGAAAUAUGGCGUUUAUGAAGCCCUCUUCACCCUCCUGGCGUCCUGCAUGAACAAAGACGGCCUCCUGGUGGCGCGUGGUGGAGGCUUCAUCACACGAGAAUUUCUCAAGAGCCUCCGGCGGCCAUUUAGCGACAUGAUGGAGCCCAAAUUCCAGUUUGCCACACGCUUCAACUCCCUGGAGCUGGACGACAGCGACCUGGCCCUUUUCGUGGCCGCCAUUAUCUGCUGUGGAGAUCGCCCAGGCCUGGUGGAUGUGCCUCUUGUGGAGCGGCUGCAGGAAAGCAUCAUUCAGGCGCUACGGCUCCACCUGCAGGCCAACCACCCGGACAACAACUUCCUCUUCCCCAGACUGCUGCAGAAACUGGCCGACCUCCGGGAGCUGGUCACCGAGCAUGCUCAGCUGGUGCAGGAAAUCAAGACGUCAGAGGACACGUCGCUGCACCCGCUCCUGCAAGAAAUAUACAGGGACAUGUAUUGAGACGACAGCACACGGUCGUGAACUAUCAUGCAUAUCAGUGUACUGUGAGCAGCUUAUUUUGCAGCUUGGAUGGGUGCACGCUGCUGUGAUCUGCAGCGGGUGCAUUCAGACCCUGUGACUUACUGGAACAAAACAUAAAUGAAAUUCUUCUAGGAGGGGAAAGGCAGCUCUUGUAGGAGGCGUGGCUGCUUCCGUGAAAGGAGACAGACUGGGGAACAAACUUUUCAAUCUUACACCAUAGAUAUUUUGAGGUAUUUUUUUAUGCAAGAGACUGCUAUGGACUGGGUUCUGGAUGCCAGCUUCUACUCUACAGACUGAACAAAAGCUAAAUUGGGAGUAGGCUGUGUGUAUUUGCAUAGCAUUUAAAAUGGGUGUACACAUAUUAAAAAUACCUGGACUUGACUACUACAGUCAUACGUGCACUGAUGCUAAAUAAAUAAAUAAUUUUGCCUGUGAACAAUAAGUUGAAAUGCAGUAAAAGAAGCUGAACAGUUAUAGAAAUUUCAACAAUUUUAAUUCUGAGGCAACUGAAAUGUUAGUUGUGCAAUAAGCGCUAAACUCAAUACCGGACAUGUUCCUAAUAUUUUGGAUAUUUAAUGCGUAUAAUUGGAUUUGUCAUGUCUUUUCAUCAUGUACUAGUGCCUUAAUGACAUCGACCACAUCUCCCUCCCUCAAUCUUUUUGAGAUUAGUGGUUGCAACAACACUUACAUCAGUGUUCACGUCGUGCCAUAAUGUUUCCUCUAUUGUGACCACACCUUCACCACAAAACAAAUCAUAGAGCAAUUGUUUAACUAUUUAGUGUUUGAUCAGGGAAUGUUCUCACCUCAUAAAUCACAAACAGUGGUGCAUCAUUUGAAAAUAUUGUAAUUUAAUGUGUAAUGUAUUUAUUGUAAUCCUUUAUCCUACUGCUAAGAACCAACACAACAUGAUAGCUCACCUGUUUUUGUGCAAAUCCUGCCAUUAAGACACAUUUAAAAAAAAGAAAAAACAGUAUGUGCCAGUAUUGAAUAGUUUGACCACAAACACAAUAAUCUUUUAAGCUGGUUUAUGUUUUAUUUUGUAAAUAUAGCAAGAAUGUGGUGGCCAUAGUGGAAGGUGAGUGUGCAGCGCUGAUUGCCUCCUUCGCUGCUCUUCACCUCCCAAUGUAGUAUUGAAACACUGUUUCUUGUCAAAACUGUUUAUAUUUUUUAUCAUGUACAGGACUGUGUACAUUAGAUACAUUUGCUGUCUCAAUAAAAUGAUUUAUGUCAUGUUGUAGAAAUAAACUAAUAUAUUUAACUGAGAAA
This is a messenger RNA of Epinephelus moara (kelp grouper), 2946 nucleotides long. RefSeq names its product peroxisome proliferator-activated receptor alpha a (gene pparaa). The record is from RefSeq and is a predicted model, not a curated record. The transcript has 8 exons. NCBI's taxonomy places the organism in Eukaryota, Metazoa, Chordata, Actinopteri, Perciformes, Serranidae. Gene Ontology annotation, biological process: cell differentiation; hormone-mediated signaling pathway; regulation of lipid metabolic process. Gene Ontology annotation, cellular component: nucleus. Gene Ontology annotation, molecular function: zinc ion binding; RNA polymerase II cis-regulatory region sequence-specific DNA binding; nuclear receptor activity. Bases 226 to 1659 code for a protein of 477 amino acids.